AUGAGGGUACUGAGGUCCGAUGUCGGUGCAGGAAGGUCGUUGUUGGCGUUGCUCAGGCUGGCGGUCGUUGAGUCUCUUCUUCCCAGCUGCACCGUCCACGAAGGCCCCCCCAGCUGCCACUCCCGAAGGAAGUACAAGAUUCCCAAUCAAAGCUGCGUCUUAGGGUUCUUCUAGCGGAGGAUGAUGAAUGGCGCUCCCUUACCGCAACAACUGAAUCCCGAGCUGCGACUGCGAGGAUGUCGGCACAGGAGACGACUUGAGGGCAGACGCUCUCCACCUGGGACUUAAUAGAGUCGACCACGUCGAAGCCACGCAAGGACAUGUCAUUGGGUCCUGCAGUCUUCUCUCCCGUGAAGCUGGCCGUGUCAUCAAGGAGAACGGAUCCAUCGCAGCCCUGCCAUCGAGAAGGAUCUCCAGUCACUAAACUUCUAUGUGCUAUCAGUCAAUGGGAAACACAGAUGAAAUCCCCCUUAUCUCCCCGUUGUAACGGUAGUUCGUCAAUUUCAAAGCACAAACGGUAAAUUAAAAAAAGGGCACCCUUAGUCAACAUUUUCCAGAUUCUUAAUGUAAAAAAAUCGAAAAACAUGGGUGAAUACACAGCUAAACAACUCUUCAGACAGGGUUCACCACUAGUAAUGAUACCCACGGAACCCUCAACGACUAGUUUCUAUCAGAUUUUUUUCUCAAACCUUGAAGAGCCCAUCCCACGCUUAAUGUCAUGAUUUAGUCGCACUGGGCUUGGGUUCAAACCUGGAGCCCUAAAAAAGGAAGAAGGGUAAGGGAGAGGAACGGGCAGGCUUUCCGUGUUGUCUCCGUUGUUAUAGCAUGCUAUGAGCUACAUGAUGCACUCUAUAAUUUAAACCAGAGACUCUUCUAGGGAGAGGACUUGCAUUCACAAAGCAGUCGUGGAAGUGGAGGCGAAGCAGUGAGGCCCCCAUGCGGUGUUCCUUGGCCACUGCAGCCCUGACUGCAGAUCGGAUCGUAGAAAGAGCCUUGGGGCAGGAGGAGUCGUAGUAAGUUGAAGACAGUUGACCUGAGGCUAAAGAGAGGAAGAAGACAAAGAAGACGAAGCAUAACUCAAGGUUAUCACGGACGCCAUUGACGGAAGCCAUGGCCAAAGAAGUGCUUGAGGAGGAGAGAGCAUAGGCGCAACAUGAACCGUCGAGCGACAUGUAUUUAUAUAAGGUGCAAACGUUGCCUUCUGGCUGGCCUAUCACUGCUAGCCGCCUCGAUCCUCCUACUAAGCCAAAACCUCGCCUCCGUCGUCAAAGCUUGCGAGAUACAAGAAUGGAAGGUGGGGCUCGUCCAUCCUGGCCACAGGAUAAUGAUAGCGGACGCCUAAUCCCGCCAACCCCCACCAUGAGGAGAUCCGGAGAACGGUGGAGACCUAGUGGAGGCCACGAGAAAGAUGGACUCCAUGAGUCCAUAUUCCUUACGUAAGCAGACCUCAUUGGUAUCAGAAGAGAGAAGAGACUAGGUGGUGUUGUGGAUAG
Spirodela intermedia is the source of this 1493-nucleotide messenger RNA. The record is from the annotation of a GenBank genome assembly. Lineage: Eukaryota; Viridiplantae; Streptophyta; Magnoliopsida; Alismatales; Araceae.